This is a messenger RNA of Dothidotthia symphoricarpi CBS 119687, 405 nucleotides long. Its product is annotated as TOM13-domain-containing protein. Gene Ontology annotation, cellular component: mitochondrial outer membrane. The coding region runs from base 1 to 405 and encodes 134 amino acids. Lineage: Eukaryota; Fungi; Ascomycota; Dothideomycetes; Pleosporales; Dothidotthiaceae. The record is from RefSeq and is a predicted model, not a curated record. Gene Ontology annotation, biological process: mitochondrial outer membrane translocase complex assembly; protein insertion into mitochondrial outer membrane. The transcript is spliced from 2 exons.
AUGGCAUCUCCUCCCCGCGACGCCCUCGCCGACUCUGGCCUAACCAUGCCCUCCGACAGCGAGACCUACUCUGCAACCCACGACCGCGAUGUCUCUUCUUCACCACCUUCCUCGUCGUCGUCGCCCUUGAUUUUGUACAAGCCCCCCACGCUAUGGGGUCUGCUAAGAGGUGCGGCAAUCAACCUGCUGCUGCCGUUUGUGAACGGGCUGAUGCUGGGCUUUGGGGAGUUGGUUGCGAACGAAGCGGCGUACAGGCUGGGGUGGUCGGGAACAAAGAUAUUUCCUACCCAUCGAUCCGGCUCAGACUCCCGCCGCGUGGGGCCUGGCGUUGAGAUGCGUGCUGAUCCUGUAGAGCGGAGGCGAAGGAACGGACAGGAACUAGACAUGUACACAUCCAUGGAGUAG